Messenger RNA from Jaculus jaculus (lesser Egyptian jerboa), 4556 nucleotides. It is a transcript of the gene Atl1, whose product is annotated as atlastin GTPase 1. Gene Ontology annotation, molecular function: GTPase activity; GTP binding. The coding region runs from base 61 to 1737 and encodes 558 amino acids. NCBI's taxonomy places the organism in Eukaryota, Metazoa, Chordata, Mammalia, Rodentia, Dipodidae. Gene Ontology annotation, biological process: endoplasmic reticulum organization; protein homooligomerization. The transcript has 14 exons. The record is from RefSeq and is a predicted model, not a curated record.
CCGAGCCCGAGCCGUGACAGCGCCUCGCCGCAGCCCGCCGCCCGCAGCCCGCCGACCGCCAUGGCCAAGAGCCGCAGGGACAGAAACAGCUGGGGUGGGUUUUCAGAAAAGUCAAGUGAAUGGAGCUCAGAAGAAGAGGAGCCAGUGAAAAAGGCAGGUCCUGUCCAAGUUCUUAUUGUCAAAGAUGAUCACUCCUUUGAGCUAGAUGAGGCUGCGCUGAAUCGGAUCCUUCUCUCUGAAGCUGUCAGGGACAAAGAGGUUGUAGCUGUGUCUGUUGCUGGAGCCUUUCGAAAAGGGAAGUCAUUCCUGAUGGACUUCAUGUUGCGAUACAUGUACAACCAGGAAUCAGUUGAUUGGGUUGGAGAUUAUAAUGAACCAUUGACGGGAUUUUCAUGGAGAGGUGGGUCAGAACGAGAGACCACAGGAAUUCAAAUAUGGAGUGAAGUAUUCCUUAUCAAUAAACUGGAUGGGAAAAAGGUUGCAGUGCUAUUGAUGGAUACUCAGGGAACCUUUGACAGUCAGUCAACUUUGAGAGAUUCAGCCACAGUAUUUGCCCUCAGCACAAUGAUCAGCUCAAUACAGGUAUACAACUUAUCCCAGAAUGUCCAGGAGGAUGAUCUUCAGCACCUCCAGCUUUUCACUGAGUAUGGCAGGCUGGCAAUGGAGGAAACAUUCCUGAAGCCUUUUCAGAGUCUGAUAUUUCUUGUUCGAGACUGGAGUUUCCCAUAUGAGUUUUCAUAUGGAGCUGAUGGUGGUGCCAAAUUCUUAGAAAAACGCCUCAAGGUUUCAGGAAACCAGCAUGAAGAACUGCAGAAUGUCCGAAAACACAUCCAUUCCUGUUUCACCAACAUUUCCUGUUUUCUGCUACCUCAUCCUGGCUUGAAAGUAGCUACCAAUCCAAACUUUGAUGGAAAACUAAAAGAAAUCGAUGAUGAGUUCAUCAAAAACUUGAAAAUACUGAUUCCUUGGCUACUUAGUCCGGAGAACCUGGAUAUUAAAGAGAUCAAUGGGAAUAAAAUCACCUGUCGAGGUCUGGUGGAAUACUUCAAGGCUUAUAUAAAGAUCUAUCAAGGUGAAGAAUUACCACAUCCCAAAUCCAUGUUGCAGGCUACAGCAGAAGCUAACAAUUUAGCAGCUGUUGCAACUGCUAAGGACACAUACAACAAAAAGAUGGAAGAGAUUUGUGGUGGUGACAAGCCAUUUCUGGCGCCCAAUGACCUUCAGACCAAGCAUCUGCAGCUAAAAGAAGAAUCUGUGAAAUUAUUCCGAGGGGUGAAGAAAAUGGGUGGGGAAGAGUUUAGCCGACGUUACCUGCAGCAAUUGGAGAAUGAAAUAGAUGAACUUUACAUCCAGUACAUUAAGCACAACGAUAGCAAAAAUAUCUUCCAUGCAGCUCGUACCCCAGCCACAUUAUUUGUUGUCAUCUUUAUCACAUAUGUGAUUGCUGGUGUGACUGGAUUCAUUGGCUUGGACAUCAUAGCUAGCCUGUGCAAUAUGAUAAUGGGACUGACCCUAAUCACCUUGUGCACUUGGGCCUAUAUCCGGUACUCUGGAGAAUACAGGGAGCUGGGUGCUGUAAUAGACCAGGUGGCUGCAGCUUUGUGGGACCAGGGAAGUACAAAUGAGGCUCUAUACAAGCUUUACAGCGCAGCAGCAACCCACAGACAUCUGUAUCACCAAGCUUUUCCUACACCAAAGCCAGAAGCUAAUGAACAAGCAGAGAAGAAGAAAACUUAAUCCAAUUCAAUAAAAAAAUACAGGUGCAUGACCAUUUGUCAGCUAAAUAUUGAGUUUUUUGUUUCCAUGCAAACAUUGAAUGUGCUUCCAUCAGAACAGAGUAAAAUACCAAACACCUCUGAGAACUGCAAAUUCUUCUACUUCAGUGUUUAAUAAGCAGGUGUAUGUAUGCAUGGUUAGGUCAUUUACUUAACAUGUACAGUUUCUUGAUUUUUGUCUUUAAAUAUGCUGUAAUAAUUUCAGGUAUCUGCAUAUUUAUGAGGACAGCACAUGUGGUUCAGCUUGAAUUUAUGAAAUUCUACUACUGGGUUAUAAUUAAUCAUGUAGUGAUAUUACUCCAUGAAUGGAUAUGCUCAUUUAAUUUCUGUAGAAAGUUUCAAUUAUUUCACACAGCUAUUUGUUUAAAGCACAGCAUCAUAACUCUGCAGGCUUGAUUUAAUCUAUAUAAUCUUACACAUACAACAGGCUCUUAUUUUGAAAUAUAUUUAAGAGCUAACAGUUGCUUUACCAAAAACUAGAUCUUGUUUCUUUUAUAUUUAUGACUUGAUAUAGAAUGUAAAUCUCUUGGUCAAAAAUGCAGAAAAAAAUCUCUUUGUAUAUGUGUGUGCAUUUCACUGCAUUGUAUAUUUUUUCAUUUGGUACACAAGAAAUGUAUUCUUUAUAGGUUUAUUCUUUUAACAUGUGAUGUAUAUUAAAGUUUACUCUGGUUCCUAACAUUAAAACAAAUGCUUACUGAUUUUGGAACCAUUUGGCAAGUGUUGAUAAAGAAUGAAGGUUAUCUCCUUUUUAAUUCAAGAUGCAUUUUAAUUAAGAUGGAAGAGUAUCUAAGUUUAUUACAUAUAUCAGCUUACAACUUAGAAAAGUUGCUCAUAAGCUCAGUAAAUUAUCAUUUUCCAUUAGUAAAAUUCCACCAGACAUACUUUAAUUUUCAAUACCCCUUUUGAUGCUUCCUUGGCUUAUAAACCUUCUGAACAGAACAAUGACAUGGAUUCAAACGCCACACCCUUAGUUUCCACAAAAAUAUAUUUAAUAAGCUUGUUAUAUAAAAUCAGACACAACAUUUUAUCAAUAAUUCAAAUUCACUUUUCUCUAACUGGGACUGCCUGUAUUUUAGAAGACAAUAAAAAUAUAUUUACAUAUUUAUAACACAUGUAAGUAUAACCAAGUUAUGAAAUUCACAGAAUUCUAGAGAUUUACAGCCUGGAUGUAUCAUCAAUUUGUUUGUAAUCAAAUUUUGUAUGCUAAUUAUAAAUGACUAUUAAGCCAAAAGUGGAAAAAUGGGGGGGGGGUUAUAUGACUUUAAAGUUAACACUCAUCUAUGAUAAAAAAGCAAUAUAAAAUUUAUUUAAAUGACCAAAACUUCUUACUAAAUCCCUGAUUGUCAUUUUUGGCAACUUAACCCAGCCCGUCAGAAGGCAGUGUGCUAUGUUGUAGGGAAUCUUGCAGUGUCUCAUCAGAGCCAUACUCAUGUAAUUAAGAGGCUUAGCUGAAAACAGGAAGUGAUGUCAGCAACUUUGAGUAUGUACAUACCUUCCCAUACAGGCUUAGUUAGGCUUUAUGUUUAAAUUUAUUCCUGGAACACUUUCUGAACAUGCUUCAAAGGGUGGCAGGAGAAUAGAUGACCACAAACAUCAUAUAGAAACUUAUCACAAUAAUGGAUUCAACUCCUAUUCUGUACUUUGAACUAUGUCCAUGUCAUGCCAGACAAUAUCCACACCAGAGCAGUACACAACUGUUUAAAAAUAUGACACCAGUCCUCGUUCUCUCUUUUUUUUAAAGAAAGGUACUGCUUCUAUAGGAACUUACCAAGUGAUCAUUCCCUAUAUAACCUCUGGUUAUAAUGAUGUCUUAUUCUGCAUUCUUUUUCAUCAAGAGUAUUUACCAGGCAUGAUGGUGCAUGCCUUUAAUCCCAGCACUCAGAGGCAGAGGUAGGAAGAGCUCCUUGAGUUUGAGACCAGCCUGAGACUACACAGUGAAUUCCAGAUUAGCCUAGGUGAAGGUGAGACCAAACCUUGGGGGAAAAAAAGAAAGAAAAAGAAUAUUCAAGCAGUUUCCUACUAUACAGCAUUUAAAUGUAUGUUAUGUUGGCUCUUAAAGUGGUAAACCAUAUUUGUUGUUCAAUGAAAGAAAAUUUCUAAUAACAAAAUACAUGUAAAAUUAGAAUUUUAUAAUUUUCAAAAAGUCAGCUGCCUUUAUUAACCAAAGUACUUGUUUGCAGUCAUUUUGCCUGUGAAAAUAUUUAAAAGGUUUUAUAAAACUUGAAUUUUAUUUUUAUGAAGUUAACUUAAAAAAUUCUUGCCAUGUUGCUGGGCAUACCACUGCUGUCUCUGCUUGCGGUUUUCCAACUCAGUGAGCAGUGCCUGUCUAUAGGCCUCAUACAUUUUAACAAUCUGUUCCAAUUCUUUCAUGAAGAGCAACUUCAGCAUCCCCUGGUAUGUGUCUAGGUCAGCCAGUUGGAAGAGUUCCCAUUUCAGAAUGUGGUCAUACCUGUUUUAAAAUAAAAUGUUCACAACGCAUACAUGAGCAUUUCUUUACAGCACAAACUGGUAAACAAGUUUAAAGACAGUUGAUUGAGUCAGUAAAACUCACUAUCUAAAUAUACUUUUUUGUUGUUUUAGUUUAUUUGGGCUUUAUUUUGUUUUUGUUUGUUUUAUUGCUCAGACUGGCCUUAAAUUCCUGGGUUCAAGUAAUCAUCUUGUCUCAUAUUCCUCAGUAGCUAGGUGCACUCACAUACACUAAGCUCCAAAUCCUUCCUUUAGAGAAGAAAACAGUUCAUAUUACUUCAAGUUUCCCUUCCUCUCUCUCAAAUAAUAAUUUUU